AUGUGGCAAAGCAUAUUCCAAGAUCUCUAUCAGAACUUAUCAUCAAAUGCCAAAGACCGAUCCGAGAGCAUCAUCCUUGGUAUCCAUUUAUACAACAUUUCUAAAGGCUUCCAAUGCACAGGUUUACUAGAAGAUGACCCUGUCUCACAAGAAAUUCUUCCUCCAUUAUGGAAUACAAAUACUCAUAUUUACUCUUUCAGAUAUAUCCUCAAGCCAAACAUAAACUUAUAUGUAAAAUUCGUAAAGCUUGCUGAGACAAGGCUAACUGUGCAUGCCGUCCGCAGUGACCAAGACGAUAAAAUCAGAUCUUUUAAUAUCGAGAUGGAAGAAAUUAAUAAAAAAUGUGAAGAAGGGAAAGAAAUCACUGAGGUGAUUAUUAAUGAAAUAAUACCGGUGUAUAACAGAGAAAUUUUGAAUAAAAUAAAUGAGGAGAAGAAAGAAGAAAAGAAAGUUGACUUGAGGGAUUAUAGAGGACCAAAGCCUUAUGGAGUGCCUUAUGGAGGAAUACCCUUUAGUAAUCCCUAUAACCCAUUUCCUGGAUACCUGCCGCAGUCAGGCAACCCAUAUGGACCUGGAGUACCUUUGAUAUUCCCUGAUCCAUCUGGAAAUGUAAUGGGGCCUAAUCAUCCUAUUUUUGGACAACAACCAAGACCUGGAGUACGAUGGGAUCCAGUCAAUCCUUUCCCAGACCCCGAAUACCCUGAUCAUAUGCGCCCACCUGGUGGGUUUCCUCCUCAUGGAUUCCUAUAA
Messenger RNA from Blepharisma stoltei, 750 nucleotides. The record is from the annotation of a GenBank genome assembly. Lineage: Eukaryota; Ciliophora; Heterotrichea; Heterotrichida; Blepharismidae.